Molecule: messenger RNA, 222 nt
Organism: Parnassius apollo (apollo)
Lineage: Eukaryota; Metazoa; Arthropoda; Insecta; Lepidoptera; Papilionidae
Source: the annotation of a GenBank genome assembly
AUGCGAAGAGAUAAAUGUGAUUCAAAAUCACUAGACUCCACUCCAGAAGAUAUGAUGUCCAGUAAAGAAAGCCUUACUCCAGUUAUUGAAAUGGAUAAAGAAAUGUUAUUUAUGGAAAAUAUUACCCAAUACGAUGAAUCAUUAGCAGUACCGGUAAGAGAUACCGGAAUAACGUCAGAGUGUAACGAGAAACAAGAAAUGACAAUUAAUACUUCCUUAUAA